Dioscorea cayenensis subsp. rotundata (Guinea yam) is the source of this 1693-nucleotide messenger RNA. RefSeq names its product galacturonokinase. The record is from RefSeq and is a predicted model, not a curated record. The transcript has 13 exons. Bases 126 to 1430 code for a protein of 434 amino acids. Lineage: Eukaryota; Viridiplantae; Streptophyta; Magnoliopsida; Dioscoreales; Dioscoreaceae. Gene Ontology annotation, cellular component: cytoplasm; cytosol. Gene Ontology annotation, molecular function: ATP binding; galactokinase activity. Gene Ontology annotation, biological process: galactose metabolic process.
CAGUGUCCUGCGGGGAUAACUAAACCUAUCGUGCUCCACUCCUCGUAUAAAAGCCCCGAAAUCUCAGAGAUCCCCGGCGGCGAUCGACGAGCUCUUUCUUUCUCUGGUGAAGAAGAAGGAGAAGAAUGCGGGUUUCUUCAUGGCCAUCAACAGUGGAGGUAAAUGCUGUGAAAGAGAGGGUAGUCCAAAUGAGUGGAGGAAACAUUGGCGAUGUGAGGAUUGUUGUCUCUCCAUACAGAAUUUGCCCACUGGGAGCCCACAUUGAUCACCAGGGUGGGAUUGUUUCAGCUAUGACUAUCAACAAGGGGAUAAUUCUUGGCUUUAUUCCUUCUGAUGAUGGUCAGAUUAUUUUGCAGUCUGGUCAGUUUGAUGGAGAUGUGAGAUUCAAAGUUGAUGUUUCACAACUACCAAGGAGUUCAACAGCUGCCCAAGAGAAUGGUGCAUCUAAAAGUUGCAACAAAGAGUUGGAUUGGGGGUGUUAUGCUAGAGGUGCUGUUUAUGCAUUGCAAAGGAGAGGGUUUCACCUAGACAAGGGUAUUAUUGGGUUCAUUUGUGGCUCAGAUGGGCUUGAUAGUUCUGGGCUUAGCUCUUCUGCAGCUGUUGGGGUUGCUUACCUUUUGGCUUUAGAAAAUGCAAACAGUCUAAUUGUAUCCCAAACAGAUAAUAUUGAGCUGGACAGACUGAUUGAAAACGAAUACUUGGGUCUGAGAAAUGGUAUUCUUGAUCAGUCAGCGGUACUGCUUUCUAAAUACGGUUGUCUCAUGCGCAUGAACUGCAAGACGAAGGAACACAACCUUGUGCGCCUUUUCGAGAUGGAAGGAAACCAACGAUUAAAUGGUCACGGAGCCUACAAGAUUUUAUUGGCAUUUUCAGGGUUGAAGCAUGCUUUAGCAAAUAACCCUGGAUAUAAUUCUCGAGUUUCUGAAUGCCAAGAGGCCGCUCGACUUCUUUUAUGUGCUUCAGGUGAUGAGGAUGUUGAACCUCUUCUUUGCAAUGUUGAUCCAAGCACAUAUGAAGCUCAUAAGGGUGGAUUAGAGCCAAAUCUAGCAAAAAGAGCAAAGCAUUACUUCACAGAAAAUUUUCGGGUUAAGGAAGGACUAAAAGCAUGGGCAUCUGGGGAACUUGAAACUUUUGGAAAGCUCAUAUCUGCUUCCGGCCUCAGUUCCAUAGAGAAUUAUGAAUGUGGCUGUGAGCCAAUGAUACAACUGUACCAAAUCCUCGUAAGGGCUCCCGGAGUUUAUGGAGCACGCUUCAGUGGAGCUGGAUUUAGAGGCUGCUGCCUAGCAUUGGUGGAUGCUGAUCGUGCCGAGGAAGCAGCAUCUUUUGUGAAACUUGAAUACCCAAAAGUUCAGCCCAAGCUAGCGAACCAGCUUAAACAAGACAAGAUUGUAUUGAUUUGUGAAGCUGGAGAUUGUGCCCAGAUAUUGUGAUUCCUCUCAAAGCCCUUCAUUUGAGGAAGGAAGCCUCAUGAUUUAGUGCAUUUUGUAAUCUCAAUUCCUUAUUAUUAUUAUUUUUUAUUAUUAUUUUCUGAUCAAAUAAAUCCACCAUUAUCAAGGUCAAAUUAGGUCACAUUGUAUUUUAUUCCUGUGCUUGAUACUCAAGCAAAUAGGAUUCAGUUGUUGCUGCAUUCUUUAAGCAAAAACUUUUUGUCAUAUGAUCAAAUAAAUCAAAUCAUGUAUGUUUAUAUGAUUCA